Molecule: messenger RNA, 822 nt
Organism: Symbiodinium natans
Lineage: Eukaryota; Dinophyceae; Suessiales; Symbiodiniaceae
Source: the annotation of a GenBank genome assembly
AUGGCUCCUCUCGCCGAGGCCUUUGUCCUUGGGACGGCGCCGCCUGCCCUGCCUGUGUCCAGGCUCGCCUCAAAGCCCAGGUGGGCCAUGCACAAUGCUGAGCCAGGUGUGGGGUCGGCGCUUUCCGCGGCCGCCGCAGUGGUGGCGGGCCUGGCGGCCAAGAGGCGCAUGACGGACAUGCGGGCGGCUGUCGCCACGAGGGCGAGCCCGCCGGAAGAGACGAACUCGGUGGCAGAAGCCAAGGCUUCGCAGGAUUCGCUGGAGUCAUCAGCCCCAGAUGCUGGCCAAGGCGCCCUGUCGCAGCGACUGCGGCAGCGGCUGGCGUCCACGAUUGCUGAGCAGGAGUCCCAGGUGGAGGCCGUCCCAAGCGAGGAGCAGAAGCGAAUUGUUCAGCAGGAGGUCGACUUGAAUGGCAUCGAUCCCGUAGCCUGCUUCCUUGGAGCAGCUCCUGUUGCAGCCUUGAGCUACGGCUUCUGGACCUUUACGUCACGCUCUGCCGAGUGGUUCUACAACCAUCCUGUGGAGAGCGACUUCUACCCUGUCCAGCGGCUUGGGCUGGUCUUCCAAGCUGCUGUCGUCGGCCUGAGCUCCCUGGCUGCUGGCAUCUUCGGCUUCACGGCCCUGGGCAUCCUGCUCUUGGGCGUGCGGGUCAGCUUUGGUGUCAUGUCUGGCGAGCUGGACCCAGCUGACAAGAGCAAAGGCAUAGGCAAGCGUUCCACAGCAGAAACCGUCCUGGAUGUGUUCACCAAAGAUCCGGUGGAGGUGGUAAAGGCGGAGAAGGAGCGGAAGCUGCAAGCAGAGCGAAAGAAGGAUGCGGCAUAG